Messenger RNA from Acanthoscelides obtectus, 300 nucleotides. NCBI's taxonomy places the organism in Eukaryota, Metazoa, Arthropoda, Insecta, Coleoptera, Chrysomelidae. The record is from the annotation of a GenBank genome assembly.
AUGGCUCGAAAGAAGAUGAUCCCUUCAACAAAAUCGAAAUCAAGGACGCAUAUGAACAAACGGAAGUCACCAGGGGACCCGUUUUUGAAUUUCCUUCAAAAAUUGCGUAGAAUGCCUCAAAAACUAACCAUAAACGAUAUAGUCUCGAAUGGCACCCGUGUUUGGAAAUGUCUCGAUACCAGAAAAUUGCAAAAUUUGAAUAUGGCUACGAAAGCUAGACGGACUUGGAAGAGGACAGAAACCAAACCAAAAAGCAAGAAGAAUAAUUCGAGGAGUCGGAAACGAAAAGAAGGCAAAUGA